AGAGAACAACGUACAGUUCGAGAAAUGGCUAUUAUGCAUUUAUUGCGCCACCCAAACAUUUGUCAGCUUAAGGAAUGGGUUUCAGAAGGAGAUCAAUAUUACAUGUUCCUUGAAUAUGUCGAUGGCGGCCAAUUGCUUGACUAUAUAAUUAACCAUGGAAAAUUAAGAGAGAAACAGGCACGCAAAUUCUCUCGACAGAUCAUUAGUGCUCUUGAUUACUGCCACCGAAAUUCAAUUGUACAUCGAGACUUGAAGAUAGAGAACAUUCUCAUAACCCGGGAUGAAGACAUCAAGAUUAUCGAUUUCGGUCUCUCGAACCUUUACUCACCUUCUAGUCAACUCAGCACAUUCUGCGGCUCAUUGUACUUUGCAGCUCCUGAGUUACUACAAGCACGCCAGUACACAGGCCCAGAAGUAGAUGUGUGGAGUUUUGGUGUGGUACUGUAUGUGCUGGUCUGUGGUCGAGUUCCUUUUGACGACACAAGCUUACCAGCACUUCAUGCAAAGAUCAAAUCAGGCAUCGUAGACGACUAUCCUGACCAUCUCUCAAAAGGUACCAAAAUA
Phycomyces blakesleeanus NRRL 1555(-) is the source of this 564-nucleotide messenger RNA. RefSeq lists its product as hypothetical. Gene Ontology annotation, molecular function: ATP binding; protein serine/threonine kinase activity; tau-protein kinase activity. The annotation marks the transcript as partial. Gene Ontology annotation, cellular component: cytoplasm. The transcript is spliced from 3 exons. The record is from RefSeq and is a predicted model, not a curated record. NCBI's taxonomy places the organism in Eukaryota, Fungi, Mucoromycota, Mucoromycetes, Mucorales, Phycomycetaceae. Gene Ontology annotation, biological process: microtubule cytoskeleton organization; intracellular signal transduction; protein phosphorylation.